Eupeodes corollae is the source of this 3692-nucleotide messenger RNA. RefSeq names its product putative mediator of RNA polymerase II transcription subunit 26. NCBI's taxonomy places the organism in Eukaryota, Metazoa, Arthropoda, Insecta, Diptera, Syrphidae. Gene Ontology annotation, molecular function: transcription cis-regulatory region binding. Gene Ontology annotation, cellular component: nucleus. The transcript is spliced from 5 exons. The record is from RefSeq and is a predicted model, not a curated record. Gene Ontology annotation, biological process: regulation of transcription by RNA polymerase II. The coding region runs from base 654 to 3551 and encodes 965 amino acids.
UGUAUGACCAAAAAAUAAAAACCAACCAAACGAAAAGUAAAAAAUGACAAUUCAGUGCGAGCAGUGAAAAAAAUUCUAAUAAAUUCUGCACUUAGCUUUUUCUCAUAGUUAUUUAAUUCGUAUUCACUUAAAAACUAUCGCAAAUUACUCGCGACUUGCUUAUUUAUAAGAAAAUGAAUAAGUUUCUUGUGCUAACUUUGUUUUUCAUUAAAAACAUUCGAGACACCCUCGCAGCUAGUUCGAGCUUAACUGCAGGAGGCCACUGUAAAGAUUACAAUGGUAAACUAUAUGAGAGUGGCAUGCACUACAUGCCCGGACCAGAUUCGUGUCGUUUGUGUAUAUGUGAUAGCGGUCUGCCGAAGGCAUGCAAAAUGGUCCUUUGCGAGGCUUUCACCAAAUGUAAAUCAUUUCAAACUGUAGGGAAUGGCAACAAUUGUUGCGAAGUGAUUUGCCUAGACGAUCAAUUCACCGAUGGAAGCACAGAUUUUGGGAUAUGACUUGUGGCCAGUGGCAUUACUGCCACUUUAUCGCUUUCGUUGUUAUUCUUUUUGGUUAAUAGGCUGCGUCAAAGGAAAAUUAGAGCUCGAGAGAGUCGUCAAAAUGCCGAAGAUCAAAGGAGCAUUGUUGGGAGUAUUGGAUACAUUGCUGGUAACAUGGGUUACAUGGAAGGUAAUCUCAGUGGAAUGGACUAUUCUUAUGGUGGAGGUGCAACACACUACCCUCUAUGGAAACCGCCUAGUGGUUAUUUUCCCCGAGGUGAAGCUCCACCUCCUUACGAAGAGGCGGUAGCAAUAUCACAGGCUGAAGCUCUUAGUGCUCAAUGUACUGUGAGUGUAGCCACUACAACUCAUCGAUCACUGCCGGUUGGUAUCAAUCCAGCUGAUAUGUCAAGUGAUGUUGUUCGUCGAGGACAAAUGGCUCAACCCCAACAACAGCAUCAUUCUCAAACACCAUCAGCCCAAAUACAGCCUCCACAAGCCCAGCAUCAUCAGCAAAGCAUAACUCAGAGUACAACAAAUUUGAUUAAUAUCAAUAUCAAUAGCGGUGGUAAUCUUACAACAAUUGCAACAGGCGAAGCUCAUCAGCCACCGUACAGCUGCAUAACAUCAGUAAACCAACCGUGUUCUACACAAACUCCAUCUAACUGCUCCCCGGCUUUGAAUAGUAUUGGCGAUGUAACCCCUGUAGCUGCCAAUAACAAUCGUCUUCAUAUGCCCAAUAAUUCGAUUUGUGUGCAAACAACAGCCCCGCCACUUCCAAGUAGUGCAGCGAUUCAUAGUGCACAGCAUCAACACAACUAUCAGCAGGCUCAACAGCAUAUUCAAUUCCAGCAACGUACUCAGCAACAACAACUGCAUAUGCAACAACAGCAACAACAACAACUUCAACAGCAACAACAUCAGCAGCAACAACAACAGCAACAACAACAGCAGCAGCAUCAGCAACUACAGCAGCAGCAGCAACAACAACAACAACAACAGCAGCAAAAGCAGUCUCAGUCAAUGCAACAACAAUCGAAUUGCAUUCAAAUAACUGAAUGUACCUACAAGAAUUGUCACCUUAACAGUUCACAUCGUCGUAUUCAAAAGCAGCAUCCAACACAGGAAAUGAUUCACUAUGUCAGCAAUGCUAGCACUGGCGUAACCUUCCAAACGAUCACCAGUGAAUCAUCAGAGUCCAGCGCAAUGAACAAGGCGGAUCAAAUAACAUCGCCUCAGUACACAACAGCGGAGUGCGCUGGUCGUAUUCAAGAGAUAAGCACCAUAACGAGCAGUGAGACAGUUGCACAAGCACAAGCGUCAACUCUAAAAAAUACCAACAAAACGCCCUCAACAUCUCGACGAUACCACCGAACUAUACCCCGAUACUUUGCUGUGGUCGAUCCACUAGGACAAUCUACUCAACAAAAGCUGAUAUCUUCAUCUGGUUCAAAGCAAUCAUCGUCUUCAGUUACAAGUGGAAGCAGUAAUAGCAGCAGUGCCAACAACAAUAUUGGCAGUAAGAAGCCAACUUGUCAAUGCCCAGUUCAACACGUGCCCAUGUCUUAUAUGGGAACCAAUCAAAUAAAUAACUCACAGACCAACAAUGUGUUUCUCUCGGCUCUGAGUACAAAACUGGUUACAAGCCGUUCUAGUUUUGGAACAAAAUGCAUGCCACCAAACACACCAACAUCAACGACAAAAUCUCCCAAUCAGAAUUCGUCAAACGAUCUUUCUUCAAAUGGAGGUGGAAGCAAUGCUGGUACAAUGAAGAAAGGCAGCACACCUUUGAAUCAUCAAUCUAAUCUAUAUUGUCAACAUGAAGCUAAAAUAGCAACGAUUUCAAAACAGGUAGGUGAUUUUAAGACCGAUACACCCACCUAUGAAACACAUGCCAUUCUCACACCAUACGGAGAUGAGAAAGUUCAUCUGUCAUCUUCUAAUAAGGGAAAAAUCAGUAGUAGUAGCGGUAAAGUAACAAGCUCACCGAAAGUCCUUCCAGAGAGUACAUCUUUAUACUCAACUGGAAACCUCAACACCGUGUCCUUGAAUUAUCCAGAGGGAAAUCCAGCAUUACCACCGAAAAUGUAUAAAAGUCAAUCGAAUCUCAAAUCACCCAACGGGUCUACAUCUUCAUCAGCUGCCCUUUUGUUAAUGCAGCAGCAGCAAAAAUCUCCCCAUCACGGUGGCGGUGGUGGUAACAAUGAUCAAAUUCCAACAAUUUCCCAUCAAAAAUCCCAAUUCACAAAAUCACUUCCCCGCAAGGAAGACAAAAACACUCCACCUGCGCUCACUUUACCCAUAUCGGGUCAGCUGAGCACAGAAAAAUCCCUUAGCAUGGGAAAAAUCAAUUCAUCUACCUUUUAUCCCCUGCAAAACAAUCAUGUUACCUACACACUCCCAAAACAUACACCAGGAAAGAUGUCGCUCAAUAGUACGAUAGCUAGCGUGGUAAGUAAGGUACCUUCAGUGAUAAGCAUUCCAGCUACUGAGGACACCAAUUUACCACGCAUGAAAUCUCAACCUCAAAGUCCCAAUCAUAAGGCAGGACCUGUACCUGUAAACAAAUGUACCACUUUGCCCAAAACCUUGAGGUCUGCUGCGAAAAAAACUGAAGCAACAAUUCCAACCACCACCGUUACAAUGCCCGCGACAUCUACUCCAUCUUCCACAUCAACAUCAACUUCCACGUGUAAUAAACCAAAACCGCUGGAUAGCGAUAAACCACUGCCGGUUUGCACGACAUUGAAAAAUUGUUUAAAUCCCAAAGAACAUUUUUUGCCCAACGACACGAGUUUGGAUGAUGAUUAUUUGAGUGAAUGUGAGAAUUGCAAAAUCGCACAUAGUUCAAAGUAUUAUUUGGACGAAGAACCAGCAGAGUCACCACAAGAGACAAUGACACUGCAACGAAAAAUGGACGACAAAGAGGAACAGGAGCAGGCUUACUAUAGAAUAUCACAUACACUGCCUACAAAUCCAAAAAAGAAUCCAACUAUCAAAAAUAACUCCCGCGAACCAUGGUUCUCUACUAUUCCGGCCAGUUCAUCAUCAGAAGAAGAAAUAAACGAAUGAGAUUUAUCACACUUUCUUUAAAUAUUUUAAAUAAUAAACCUAUUUAAUUUAUUUAAAGAAACUUUGGUGUUAUGUUACAAACCAUAAAAUGUAAGUACGAUCAUCUGUGUAGUUAAAGUAGAAAACAAAAAUAAAAACAAA